This is a messenger RNA of Dovyalis caffra, 1551 nucleotides long. Lineage: Eukaryota; Viridiplantae; Streptophyta; Magnoliopsida; Malpighiales; Salicaceae. The record is from the annotation of a GenBank genome assembly.
AUGUAUCAACCUCUGGGCGUGCACCGCCUCAUAUACCGUACUCGCAUUGCUAACUAUGUCAAAGCUGGUCUAAUCGAUUACGCAGUCAAGGUGUUCGACGAAUUGACUAUUUCAGAUUGUCGUGUUUUUGGCAUCGAUUAUAACCGAUUCAUUGGCGUUUUAAUUCGCCACUCUCGUUUCGAUUUAGCCCACCACUACUACUCUAAAAUGGCCCCUCUUGGGUUCUCCUUGUCUUCCUUUACUUACUCUCGCUUCAUUUCCGGUUUAUGCCAGAUAAAAGAGUUUGCACUUAUUGAUGAAUUGGUAAAUGACAUGGAGAGGAUUAAUUGCGUGCCCGAUAUCUGGGCUUUUAAUAUCUAUUUGAAUCUUUUGUUUCGUGAGAGUAGGGUAGAGUCAGCAUUAGAGAUGUUUGAGAGAAUGGUUGAAAGAGGGAGAGAACCUGAUGUUGCGACAUUUACUAUUAUUGUUGAUGGUUUGUGUAAAAUGAAGAAAUUUGAUGCUGCUGUUCAGUUUUGGCGCAAUAUGCUAGAUAAAGGGAUUAGACCGGAUAAUAAGGCAUGUGGGGCGCUUGCUGUUGGGUUGUGUAAUGGGGGCAAUGUGGAUUUAGCUUAUGACCUUGUAAUUGGUGUAAUUAGUAGUGGUCAGUUUGAGGUUAGUGCAUUGGUUUAUAAUGCAUUGAUUAGUGGGUUUUGUAGAGCAGGUAGGAUUGAUAAGGCGCUGGCGAUAAUGUCUUUCAUGAGGAGGAAUGGGUGCAAGCCGGAUUUAGUUACAUACAAUGUGUUAUUGAAUUGUUGUUGCGAUGAGUUUAUGUUUGAUGAGGCAGAGAAGUUGUUGAAGAAGAUGGAGAGAAGUGGGAUAGAACCUGAUGUAUAUAGCUAUAAUCAGCUUCUUAAGGGACUUUGUAAAGCUAAUCACCCGGAUACAGCUUAUAUGUUUAUGGUGACCAAGAUGGAGCCAAAAGGGAUUUGUGAUGUCGUUUCAUACAAUACUAUUAUCAAAGCAUUUUGCAGUGUUCGCAAUACGAGAAGGGCCUAUAAGCUGUUUGAGGAAAUGGCACGAAAGGGGAUUGCCCCAGAUGUGGUAACUUUCACAAUACUUAUAAAAGAUUUUCUUAGAGAAGGUAGAUCUGAUAUAGCAAAGAAGCUUCUUGAUCAGAUGGCAGGAAUGGGCCUUUUGCCUGAUCGGAUAUUUUAUACGACCAUCAUUGAUCACCACUGCAAGAGUGGGAAAGUUGAGAUGGCGCACAACAUUUUCUGUGAUAUGGUAGAAAAGGGUAUUACUCCCGACGUGGUUUCAUAUAAUGCCCUUAUAAAUGGAUUUUGCAAAUCUUCGAGAGUAGUUGAAGUUAUGCAUCUAUACGAAGAAAUGCUGCAAAGGGGAUCCUUUCCUGAUGAAGUGACUUAUAAGUUGAUCAUUGGAGUUCUUAUACGGGAAAAGAAGCUUGCAGAUGCUUGUAGGGUGUGGGAUCAGAUGAUGGAGAAGGGCCUUACUCUUGACAGAGCUGUAUCUGAAACACUGAUCAAUGCCAUCCAGCCAAGAGAACAUCAUUGA